CACCGGCUGCCCGGCGCCUCGCCGCGUCCUCAUCUGUGCCUCCGGGGACCUGUAAGGCAGAUGCUGGGGGCUGCACCCGGCCCCUCGGCUCAGCCGAGCCCUGCCCCCGCGCGGUCCCCGCCCGGCACGCCCAACUCUCCAGCGCCGCGUCUCGGCGAUGACCACCACCCGCCUCUGCGCCCCUGGACGCGCGAGCCGAGCCACCUAGGCGGCAAGCAGCGCCGGAACUUGGGGGCGCGGCCCCCUUCGGCCCGCCUGGGUUUCGGUCCCGCCGCGGAGCGGCGAGAAGCUCCCGGAAGAGUCGCGAUGGCCGUGGAGUCCGGUCGUCGGCUCCGGGAGCGCGCGCCGGGAGGAGACGAGGGGCGCCGCGCUGUUUGCGCUGUCGCAGAGGACGCACCAGUCCCCGCGGGCGGCAGCGGUGGAGGGCCCGGGACCCGGUGCCUAUGGGGGACCGGCUCCAAGGCGGAGCGCGCUCGGUGCCCCGGCAGCGCGCCCUGCCGCGGCACCCCGGUCUUCUGUCCUAGCGUACACCCCACCCCGACGUGACUCGGGUGGUUGCAGCGCUCCCGCCCCGUUCCUGAGGGCUGGCGCCGCCCCCACCCGCCCCUCCG
This is a messenger RNA of Capra hircus (goat), 611 nucleotides long. RefSeq names its product translation initiation factor IF-2-like. The record is from RefSeq and is a predicted model, not a curated record. Bases 61 to 546 code for a protein of 161 amino acids. The transcript is spliced from 2 exons. NCBI's taxonomy places the organism in Eukaryota, Metazoa, Chordata, Mammalia, Artiodactyla, Bovidae.